Molecule: messenger RNA, 5934 nt
Organism: Oreochromis aureus
Lineage: Eukaryota; Metazoa; Chordata; Actinopteri; Cichliformes; Cichlidae
Gene: tsc2
Product: TSC complex subunit 2
Exons: 41
Coding region: 226-5862 (1878 amino acids)
Biological process (GO): negative regulation of insulin receptor signaling pathway; negative regulation of Wnt signaling pathway; positive regulation of GTPase activity
Cellular component (GO): nucleus; cytoplasm; TSC1-TSC2 complex
Molecular function (GO): GTPase activator activity
Source: RefSeq, a predicted model, not a curated record
CCACUGUCAGAGCAUUAGUGUGUCAUCCGGUUGAGGAGCAGGGGUGCUGGGAGCGAGCCGUCCUUCGGCUGCUAAGACAGAGUUAUAUCAAUGCACAGAAGCGGACGGCUCGGUUGGCUGCAAUCUGACGAAGCAGCGACUGAAUGAAACCAAAACCGACUCAACUUCACUGAGGCAGCUGCCAGUCCCUCGCCUGUGUUGUGCAUCACCCUUCCAGGCUGGGCCAUGAAUAAACAACCAAGCAAGGAGAGUCUCAAGGACAAGGUGAAGGGGAUCUUUGGGCUGGGUACACAGCGUCCUCCGAACAAACAGAGCGACACUAAACCCUCCGAGUUUAUCAUUACGGCUGACAUCAUCAAGGAGCUCCACCCAGAUUGUGGUCUGAGCAACCGUGUUCGCACUAUGAACCACAUCUGUGAGCUCGCCAAAAUGAAAAAGUUUGAGGAGCAUGCAGUGGAGGCUGUAUGGAAAAAUGUGGAAGACAUGCUGACUCCAGAGCAGCCACCAGAAGCCAGACAUGCCGUCCUGCAGCUGCUCAGGGCCAUUAUACAGGGGCAGGGUGAACGACUUGGCCCUCUGAGAGCCUACUUUUUCAAGGUAAUCAGAGACUACCAGCCAUGCAAUGAAGACCUUUCUGACAGACUGGAGGUGUUUAAGGCUUUAACAGAGAAUGGGAAGGAUAUCACAUACCUGGAAGAGGACAUAGCACGCUUUGUCCUCCUGUGGAUGGAUAUAGGCCUUACCUCUGACUUUCUCCAUGUUCUUGUCAAUCUGGUGAAAUUCAAUAGCUGCUACUUGGACCAAAAUGUUUCCAUCAUGGUCCAGAAAAUUUGCCUGCUGUGCAACAGAACGACGUCUUCGACUGAUAUUGAGGUGGCUCUGCAAGUGCUCGAUGCAGUUGUGUGUUACAACUGCCUGCCCUCUGACUCUUUAACCGUCUUCAUAAUCACACUCUGCCGUACGGUCAACGUCAAAGAGUUUUGCGAGUCCUGUUGGAAGUUAAUGAGAAAGGUUUUGGGGACUCACCUCGGCCAUAGUGCGAUUUACACCAUGUGUCGCAUUAUGGAGGAAAGUUCUUCUUUGAUCUGUCCCUCCACCAGGGUGUAUAUGGAGGAUGCACCGUUGUUAAGAGGAGCAGUUUUCUUUGUUGGAAUGGCACUUUGGGGCGCACACAGACUGCCUGCACUCAAAAAUACACCGACGCUUGUUCUGCCAUCUUUCUACAAGGCCAUGUCAUGCGCCAACGAGGUGGUCUCCUACGAAAUUGUUCUUUCAAUAACAAGACUCAUCAAAAAGUACGGCAAAGAGCUACAGGUGGUCACUUGGGACAUCCUACUCGGCAUCAUAGAGCGACUGUUGCAACAGAUUCAGACAAUAGGCAGUGCGGAGCUAAAGGCCAUUGUUUAUGAACUGUUGACCACCGUGGAAGAGCUUUAUGAACAAAACGGUUACCACGGCUCCACUGAGAAGUUUUUCAGCCUGGUGGAGAAAUGUGCUGAUAAAAGACCAGAUGCAUCAGUGCUGACACUUAUCUCCUACAGGGCUCAGUCUAUCCAGCCUGCUAAAGAAGGCUGGAUUCAGAGCCUUCACCGGCUCAUGGAGAAAUUCUUCAGGAACGAGACUCGCAGUGUGAUAAGAAUCAAAGUGCUUCAUAUCCUGUCCUUCGUUCUCAGCACCAACCGGCAGCUCUAUGAGGAUGAAUUGAUUGAAAUGGUGGUGAUUCCCCAGCUCAGUGGGAUUGCUGAAGACCGGGAUUUGGCAGUUAGAAAACAGGCUACUCAGCUAUUAGUGGACCUUGCUGAGGGCUGCAACACGCACCACUUCACCAGCCUGCUGGACAUCAUUGAACGGGUGGCUAGCCGCUCUCUGGUGUGUUCAGGGCCCCUAGAGGUUUCUGAGAGAGACCCCACAGCAGAGUCUCCUAUGGAGGAUGUUAGGACUUCUAUUUUGGGCCUGCUUGAAAUCCUGCAGAGCAAACUUUACAGUCUGCCUGCCAGCCAUGCGAGUCGUGUUUAUGAGUUGCUUAUCAGCCACCUGCAGCUCCAUUACAAGAACAAGUACUAUUCAACUAUUGCCUCCACUAUUAGACUACAGGUGUUUGACUUCUUCCUCAUGAUGCGUGCAGACUCUCUUCACCGUCUUGGGGUCCCAAACAAAGAUGGUGUCAUGAGAUUCAGCCCUUAUUGCUACUGUGAUAUAGGGGAACCAGAGAAACGUGUUGGUGAAAAGAAGCCAGCAGGUUCAACCUCUCCGCCUGCUGGCAGCCCUGCUCCUCCUGCUGCUCCUCCCACUUCAGCAGCCUCAACACGCUCAGCCUAUCUUCCCUAUUCGCCUGCCUUCAGUGUCCUCCUGCAGUGCCUCAAGAUGGAGACAGAUUGGAAGGUGCUGAAAUUGGUUCUUGACAAGCUGCCGUGGAUGCUGCAGUACAAAGUGUUGCUGCUCACAUCACCAUGCAACUUAGAUCAGCUGUGUUCUACACUGUGCUGCAUGGUGACAGAUCGUCUCAUCUCAGAGCGAUUGAAAAAGACUCCAGAGGGGUUUUCGCGCACAGAUGUUCAGCUGGCAGUGAUUCCUGUUCUUACAGCAAUUACCUCCUACCACAACUACUUGGAGCAGUCAAGACAGAGAGAACUGGUUCAGUGCCUCGAGACUGGGCUCAUUUACCGCUGUGCCAAGCAGUGUGUGGUGGCCCUUACAAUGUGCACGGUGGAGAUGCCUGAUAUCAUGAUCAAGCUUCUUCCUGCUCUUAUCGUCAAGCUCACUCACAUCUCUGCUACUGUUGCCAUGGCAUCUCCUAUGCUCGAGUUUCUCUCCACCCUCGUGCGCCUUCCCCAUCUGUAUGCCAACUUUGUAGCUGAGCAGUAUGUCAGCGUCUUUGCCAUCUCACUACCUUACACUAACCCCUCAAAGUUCAACCAGUACAUUGUGUCCCUGGCCCACCAUGUGAUUGCCAUGUGGUUCAUACGCUGCAGACUACCCUUCCGCAAGGACUUUGUUCAGUAUAUCACAAAGGGUUUGCGUUCCAACGCCCUUAUGCCAUUCGAUGACAGUCAUGAGCAGAGUCCGUUUCGUGCCCGAAGCACCAGCCUCAAUGAGAGACCCAAGAGCCUGCGGGCAGCAAAAGUGGCAAAGGCAGCAGCAGCGGUAGCCAAUAGCAGCAGCUCUCCAGUUAAAGAGCUGAGGGACCUUUCAGCCAUGGACGCUUUCCGCUCCCGCAGCAUCAGCGUCUCCGAACAUGCGGUCCGCAGGAUGCACACCUCAACCACCACGUGCAGUCUGGGCUCUGCCGAUGAAAAUGCAGUAACUCAGGCCGAUGAGGGGCUGAAGACUGUACACCUAGAGCUCACAGAGACUUGUCUUGACAUGAUGGCACGAUAUGUGUUUUCCAACUUCUCUGCACUGCCGAAGAGGUCUCCCAUCGCAGAGUUCCUGUUAGCAGGAGGCCGCAGUAUGACCUGGUUGGUGGGCAACAAGUUGGUCACCAUAACAACCAGCGGAGGGGUCAGAACACAAGCGCUGCUGGGCCUGGACAUGGCUGAUCGCCUGGGAGGAGGAGGAGGGGAAAUGACCAGGUCAGACCCAUCACUACACACCCGAAUGACCAAAGAGGCUCCAGCCAAAUUGGAGUCACAGUCAAGCCAGCAGCACAACAGAGCUGCACGCAUACGAGUUCGCUCCAUGUCAGGUGGUCAUGCUCUACGUGCCGGUCCCGCUCAGAGUCUCAGUCCUCUGGUGUCUCCCUCUGAGGGUGAGUUGACUGCUCCACUCUCUCCCUCCUCUGGUCCUGCUCUGGAUAGUUUAGGUCCAUCCUCUUCCACCUCUGCCACUCCAUCUGCGCCUCCUACUCUAAAAGACAACCCCACCUUGGCUGAGUUUGCCCCAAUGCUCACACAAGGGUGGGCAGAGAUCUUCAUACGCAGACCGUCAGGUAACACAAGCUGGCUAAUGUGUUUGGAGAAUCCACCUAGCCCUUUUUCUUCCGAGCUUGGCAACAUGCCGUUGCAAGAGCUCUCCAGUGUUCUGAUGGCAAUGGAGGGAGUGAAGGAACCUCCCACUCAGACAGCCAGUGCUCCUGCUAGCACAGCUGUCCCUGCUCCGACUCCUGUCUCUGAGUCCCUAACCCAAACAUACAGCAGUGUUGGAGGAAAGGCAAACCUGAUUCAGCGCUCCAACACAGACUCUGUCGUGGUGCUGGAGGAGGGAUCAGGAGUUUCUACAGCAAACACGCCGCCUGACUGGUUGGGGAGUGCAGAGUUUGAGCCAAUGUUGUCUGAUCCAAUCUUCAUAGCUGCUGAUAAGUUAACAAAGACUCCCCCUGAAACACUCAGCAGGUCCCCCUCCACCUCAAGUCAGGAUGAUGAAAAGUCAACCCUGGAAGAAGUAAGCGAGGGAGCAAUUCCAAUCGAUCAGCCCCCUUUUGGACCAUCCACUCCAGGAAGCCAGGGGCCUGAUCUUCCUUUCCAGACACACACUCAGUCCCAGGGUCAUGGACUCAACAAGUCCAGCUCCUCUCCUGAGCUCCAGACAUUACCUGAAGCUUUUGCCAAGGCUGCUAUGGAGUCAGAAAGUGCGAUGGUUGACACGUCACGGCCUAGAGCACCCUCAGACGGCAAGCCUCAACCCCAGCAGCCCCAGUUUGAGAAAGAAAAGGUGGAGGGAAACACUGGAGUGGACACUAAUGUAGCGGGAGGUCCAAGCCCAGCAGGUGAAGGGCAAGCUGUUUCGUCAUCUCAGAGUGGAGGAGCGGGGAUGAGGUUGUCUUUUCCACCAGCACCAGUACAAUCUGGACCCAUCUCACCCAGUGGAGGCCACCGGCCCAGAGGUCACACAAUCUCAGUCUCAGCCCCCUCCUCCAGGAGGGAGAGGAGGACUGAGAGGGACGCUUACCACAGUCGACCUGGUCCCAGCAACACUGAGAAAAUCUCUGGACUGAGCCCCAGCUUUGUGUUUCUGCAGCUCUACCACUCUCCUUUCUUUGGGAAUGAAGCCAACAAGCCACUUCUGCUGCCCAAAACUCAGGUGAUUGACCGUGCGGUAAAGGUUCUGGACCAGAUGCCGCCUUAUGACACCCAUAAAAUCGGGGUGGUGUUUGUAGGAGCUGGUCAGGUUAACAAUGAAGUCGCCAUCUUGUCGAACGAGUACGGUUCGAACCGCUACGCCUCUUUCCUCACGGGUCUUGGCAAAUUAAUCCAUCUGAAAGACUGUGAUCCAGACCAGAUUUUCCUUGGAGGGCUUGACCAGUAUGGAGAUGACGGAGAGUUCACCUACUGCUGGCAUGAUGACAUCAUGCAGGCUAUCUUUCACAUAGCCACACUGAUGCCAAACAGGGAGAGCGACAAGGGUUGCUGCAACAAAAAGCGACACAUUGGCAAUGAUUUUGUCAUGGUGGUGUACAAUGACUCUGGAGAGGAGUACAAACUGGGCACAAUCAAGGGUCAGUUUAAUUUUGUAGAAGUCAUUAUAAAACCACUGGAUUAUGAAUGUAACCUCGUUACCCUCCAGUGCCGCAAAGACCUCGAGGGAUUAGUAGACACAACGGUGGCAAAAAUAGUUUCAGAUCGAAACCUUCCCCUGUUAGUCAGGCAGAUGGCUCUGCAUGCAAAUAUGGCCUCUUUAGUGCAUCAGUACAGAGCUAACCCCUCUGACGCAUACGCUUCUAAGUGGCUGGCAAGGUUACGACACAUCAAGAGGAUCAGGACCAGGGCUCAAGAAGCCAUCCAGUCUCGCUCGACUCCCGGGAUUUCACUGACGCAAGGGCAGAGCAAACCUUUGUCACAGAGCAGUGCUCCAACAAAUGUGGAAGCCACCGGACAACGAAAAAGACUGGUGUCCACUGUAGAUGAUUUCACAGAUUUUGUUUAAUUUCUCGACAAGAAAUUAAACAAAGACGAGACAAAAGUAUGUGAACUGAAUAAAACAAAGUAUAAAAACUUA